Chanos chanos (milkfish) is the source of this 243-nucleotide messenger RNA. RefSeq names its product guanine nucleotide binding protein (G protein), gamma 8 (gene gng8). Gene Ontology annotation, molecular function: G-protein beta-subunit binding. Gene Ontology annotation, biological process: G protein-coupled receptor signaling pathway. The record is from RefSeq and is a predicted model, not a curated record. NCBI's taxonomy places the organism in Eukaryota, Metazoa, Chordata, Actinopteri, Gonorynchiformes, Chanidae. The transcript is spliced from 3 exons. Gene Ontology annotation, cellular component: heterotrimeric G-protein complex. Bases 1 to 243 code for a protein of 80 amino acids.
AUGAUAAUAAAGCACUCCAACAAGAUCAGGAUGUCCAACAACAUGGCCAAGAUCGCAGACGCUCGCAAAACUGUGGAACAGCUGAAACUGGAGGUCAACAUCGACAGGAUGAUGGUGUCCAAAGCAGCUGCAGAACUCCUGGCCUUCUGUGAAGCCCAUGCCAAAGAGGACCCCCUGGUCACCCCAGUGCCUUCAUCCGAAAACCCAUUCAGAGAGAAGAAGAUUUUCUGUGUUAUUUUGUAA